GACAAGCGUAGAAAAACUUGUCGUCAACAGCCGCCGCCAUUUUACGUUAGCCGAUCGACUCGCACGGUCUAUAAUCCCAUCGGCGUAUCUUAUUUCGUUAAAAUUAGUGUUGUGGCUGUCUUAAUAAGACGGUGCUCUAAGGUGAUUACAUUAACCAAGAAUCGCGUUGUUUGAUAAUAUAACGUGUGAGUUACAAUACAUAAGACUCAUCUCGUUCGCGUAAAUUUCGCGCGCCCAUUAAGUUUGCAAGAGAGAGAGGUAGACGGUACACGGUACAUGGAAGAGCCUCCGGAGGUGGAGAUAGUUAAGAUGGUGCCAGCGGCCCUUGAGUGCGUUAUCGUCGCUGCUAGCUGUUAGCGGCGUGCUCCCAGCCAGUGUGACACAGGAUGAUUGGUGUGCGUGGUGUCUUGGUGUCAGUACAAAUUUAACUCGUGCUUUUUUAUUAUUAUUAUUAAUAUUAUUAUUAUUAUUAUUGUUGUUAAUAAGUGCAUUUUUAUUAAUUUAUAAAAGGUAUCCCAAGUCAAGGCGUCAAAAUUUUAUGUGUGUUAUCAUAUACCAGUUAUCCAGUUAUUAUUUAACAAGUGUGUGUACGUGAUCUGGUUGUACGCGUCCGGGUGAAACGUCGUCGUCGUCGCCGUCGACAUCACUAUCAGCAUCAUCAUCAUCACAGUCACCAUAUUAAUUUUUAUUUGAGUAAAUUUAAAUAUCCAGUGUUGUAACUGUUGGUGGAUAAAUCAGCUGGUGAUAACUCUGUAACAGAGUGUAAAAAGUUGCUGCUAUUGCAGCUUAAAUCAACAGUGAGGGUUGUCGUGGAUCGUGGCCCGCCGAGUUUACCUCGGAGUCGCGGGCCCUCGGUAAUUUUUUUUUUAAAACUCUAUGAGGAUGCCCGAUGGCUGAUGUUGCGGUAAAUCAUGUACAUGGACGCUUUGCGCGCCGCGCUUAUUGUUAUAAUUGUUAUUUUAGUGAAUUUAAUAAUGUUUGUUAUGCGGUGAAAAAUAUCUACCAACGCGUACUCGACUACGUCGUACUACUGUCGUCGUCGUCGUCGUUGUCGCUAAAUUAUUUAUCAUCUGAAUCUCUGUCAUUUUUUUCAUCAUCAUUUUUUCGGCGGCUCCAAGUCUAGCCGCCACCGCUACCGCGUCGUGGAGUCCAGUUUAUCCAUUUGGUUCCUGUCGUCGUCGUCGUCGUCGUCAUUGCCAUCAACAUCAUCAACAUUAAUACCAUCAACUUGGUGUCCUGAGGAUCCCAGUUACUUGGUACCGUGACAUUAACGUCAAUUUAAUAACUCUGAUUAUAUUGGAGAUUCUUUAUUCUGAAGAAAUGGCCGACCACUUAGUGGAUGGACCGCCUAGCAAGCGGCCAAAGCUUGGAGAUGCUUUCCAAGGUCCCUCGGAUUCUUCUGUGAGUAUGGCGUCUCUAAUGAUGCCCCAUGCUUAUUCAAACUACGGGGGAGGUGGCAGUGGUAACUUACAACAAAUGCAGGGCCCGCCGCAACAACUACAUCUGCAACAACAUCAGAUGCAGCAGCAUUGGAACAACAAUACCACCCAGAGAAGAAAUUUCAUAACAAACACAGAUAUGUAUGACCUCGAAAAUGAUCUUCCUGACGAUUUAUUAUCAUCGGGGUCUUGGAGUUCAGCAGCUGAAAAACCACCGGCAACAGGUCCUGGACCUGGGCAACAAAAUGGUGUACUUGAUUCAGAACUGCGACAGCAUGUACAACAGCAACAACAACAACAGCAGCAGCAACAGCAACAGCAGCAGCAACUUUCUCAUCAUCUUAUUCAGCAGCAGAAUAAACAAAAUCUUGUAUCAAAUUCAUUGGUUAUGGCGGCUGGAACAAUGAGUAGUAAAAGUCCAAACAUGCAAUCACCACCUAAUGUCUCAGUGUCUAAAGGAGUCGUAGACCCGCAAAUGGCAGUGAGUUUGGGAAACUUGCAAAGUAGUAUAGCAAGCUCGUUAGCCAACAAUCAGAUGACUCUAGUUAACUCUAUGGUUGGUCUUCAGUCAUCAAUGAGCAUGGCUGGUAGUAAUCCAGCAAUGUCAAUGCCUGGUGGUAUGAAUGCUAAUUUGGUGAUGACAAGUAGUGCCACGGGGAACAAUAAUUUGGGAGGAAUGGCUGGUGGUGGUUUGAUUGUUUCUAACAGCUUAAACAAACAGCCAUUAAAUACGGUAACGAUGAUGGGUCCUAAUUCACAAGGAGUUCAUCAUCCUCAGGGUCCCCACGGUGUUGCUCAGAUGCAAAAUGGUCCAGGAAUAAUAAAUGCCAGAGCAGUGGCUAUGCAACAACAGCAACAACAACAACAGCAGCAGCAGCAACAGCAACAGCAGCAGCAACAACAGCAAACUCAUAUGGUAAAUCAAGCACGAGGUCAGAGUCCUCAUCAACAUCAACAAGUCCAUCAAGGAGGAAUUGUAGGUCCUGGUCAAGGUGGUCCAAGAAUGCAAGCACCACCAAACAUGCAAAAUAUUCAAAACAUGGGUCAAAUGGGUGUUUCAAGUCCUUAUGGAUAUGGUUCGCCUGGAAGCGGUCCAGGUACUAGAGUAAAUGUACGAGCUGUCAAUCCUGUCUGCGCAGUUGCCCCGCUUCAAAGAGGAGUGGGAACCAAUAUGGGAGCGAUGCCUGUUGGACGAUUUGGUGGUCCGAGCGGUCCAAUUGGUGUUAGUAAUGUCAUAAGUAAUCAGGAAGGAAUGGUCCAGCAAACUCAACAGCCUACUCCAAGUCCUGCUCAACCACAGUCUGGGGCACCAACAGGUGGUCAACCAGAUCCUCAACAAGCAACCCAGGGACCAGUAGCUGGUGGAAGUACGCAAUCUGGUUCUACAUCUUCUACUCAUGAUCCAGAGCACCGUAAACUAAUCCAGCAGCAGCUCGUACUUCUACUCCACGCACACAAAUGCCAGUUACGAGAGCGACAGGCCAAUGGUGAAGCGCGGAUAUGUUCUCUACCACACUGCAAAACUAUGAAAAAUGUUUUGACUCACAUGACGACCUGCGAAGAGGGCAAAGAAUGUACGAUACCACAUUGCAGUUCAUCCAGACAAAUUAUUACUCAUUGGAAACAGUGUCAAAAAAGCGACUGUCCUGUUUGCUUACCGCUCAAACAAGCGGAUAAAAACAAGGCUGCUAAUUCUCGUGCUGCUGUGGCAGCAAGUCAACCAAAUCCAAAUCCUGACAUAAGGAAACCUUUUGACACUAUGGGUAUAAUACAGGGUCAAAAAACUACAUCUGGUAUGAUACCAAAUCAAGCAGUGGGCCGUGGUGUCAGAAUGCCUGGACCAGGUAUGCAAGGUCCUCCUGGUUCAAUGACUGCAGGAAUAAGACUUGCACAGCCUCAAGCUCAACAAAGUCCAGGGCAAUCUGUAGUUAAUCAAGGACAACCAAUUGCACCUAAUGUAUCUCUUCCAUUAAGUUCCGAUCCAACGACUGUAGUCGUAAGUACUAAUCAACCAGCUUCAACGACGGGUCCAACGUCGGUUGUAGCAGCAGCAGCGACUGCCAAUCUUCAACAACAAGCUGUCAAUAUGCAUCAAUUAUUUGGUCUUAAUGACUCAGGUCAGCCUGCUAUAUUAGGUGAAAAUCGUUUGCCAAAUUUACAACUGCCAGGUGGUCUUCAACCAGGACAAGUAACAGCUACCCCAGUUCAAGGAACUAAAGAAUGGCAUCAAUCUGUGACGCCAGAUCUCAGAAAUCAUCUCGUUCAUAAAUUAGUUCAAGCAAUAUUUCCAGCUCCUGAUCCACAAGCAAUGUUCGAUAAAAGAUUACAUAAUUUAGUCGCGUAUGCGAGAAAAGUUGAAGGUGACAUGUAUGAAAUGGCUAAUUCAAGAUCUGAAUAUUAUCAUUUAUUGGCGGAAAAAAUAUAUAAAAUCCAAAAAGAACUUGAAGAGAAACGUCAAAAACGUAAAGAAAUGCAACUAGCUCAACAGCAGCAGCAACCUCAAGCACAGGUUGCGGCAAACCCUGGAUUACGAGCUAUUGCACCUCCACAGGGUGUUCCAGCUGCUGUACCUACUCAAAGAGCAGCUCCUCCUACUUUAAGAAGUCUUUCACCGGGAAUGGAACAACUGCGUACUAUUCAAGGAUUAACAAUGCAACAUAAUCGUAUGCCAUUUCCUCAACAGCAGCAGCAACAACAGCAACAGCAGCAGCAAGUUCAACAGCAACAAGUUCAGCAGCAAUUACAGCAGCAAGCACAGCAACAGGCACAGCAACAACAGCAACCUGGUAUGCUUGUCGGUCCUUCCGGACCUAAUUCAAACGGUCAAUCUACGCCAAAUCCACCCAUGGUAUCAAAUCCUCUCAUUCCCUUUGCACAACAAAUGCCGCAGACAAACUUAACGACCACAUCAACGUCAGCAACAACUAGUCAAUUCCCGACAUCAAAUGGUACUGCCGGUUUACCAAACACUUCUCCUGUUCAAAACCAACAUCAGUUUCCAGAAUUAAUGAAAGCGAGAUUAGCACAGGCUCAAGCUGUACAGCAACAGCAGCAACAGCAAGCGCAGCAACAAGUCCAGCAGCAGCAACAGCUACAACAACAACAACAACAACAGCAGCAGCAACAACAAGCGCAGCAGCAACAGCAACAGCAAGCGCAGCAGCAGCAACUUCAACAGCAGCAGCAACAACAACAACAACAGCAGCAGCAGCAGCAGCAGCCACAGCAACAACAAGUUGGUACUCCAAUACCAAAUACCGUUUCAACAAUUCCUCAAGCCCCAUCACCCUUCAGUAGUUUACAACAGCAAAGUAAUCAACAACAAUUUACUAAUACUCGACCAUUAUCUGCAACUACACCUGUUGAUAAUGGAAUAUCAGUAAAUACACCUCAAACAAUACCACCGGCAUCAAGUGGACCUAGUCCUGGACCAGCACCAACGACAAAUGGCCCACAGUCGGUUGCUUCAACACCUUCAACGCCGCUUGUUCCUUCAUUAAUGACACCAAUCCAAGCAAUAUCGUCAAAUCAAACACCACCUCAUCCAAGUACAACACCAUCACCGGCAGGUCUUGCUAGUCUUGGUAAAGGUAUGUCGUCUCAAGAAAGAGCAGCAUUAAAUGCACCCAGAAGUUCUUCAAUGUCUUCACAAAUGGCUGCUAUUACAGCAGCUCUUGAUCGUGACAAUUCACCUAGUCCGCCAACGAAUAAUAAUAAAGGAAAAUUAGAUUCUAUUAAAGAAGAAAAUAUUAAAAUGGAAAUAAAACAAGAAGACUGUUCUGAAAAUCAUAGAAUGGAUGGUGGAAAAAAUAUAAAUAAUGAUGUCAUUAAAACGGAAAUAAAACAAGAACCAAUGGAAGAGUCAUCGGCAGAUGGUACUAUUAAAGAAGAACCUCAUAUCAAAGAGGAACCAGUUACACCAAUGUCAAGUCACGAUGGUUCGACGUCUGAUAUAAAGCCCAUGGUGCCUGAGCCUAUUCAACCUAGUGGAACUUCAUCAGACAAAAAACGUCUUUGUCUUUUCAAACCGGAUGAAUUAAGACAAGCGCUGAUGCCAACUUUGGAAAAACUUUAUCGUCAAGAUCCAGAGUCGUUACCAUUUAGACAACCAGUUGAUCCACCAGCACUUGGUAUUCCCGAUUACUUUGAUAUUGUAAAACAUCCAAUGGAUCUGUCAACAAUCAAAAGAAAACUUGAUACCAAUCAGUAUAGUGAUCCAUGGGAAUAUGUCGAUGAUGUUUGGAUGAUGUUCGACAAUGCAUGGCUGUAUAAUCGUAAAACAUCUAGAGUAUACAGAUACUGUACAAAGCUGUCGGAAGUAUUCGAACAAGAGAUUGAUCCUGUAAUGCAAGCAUUAGGUUAUUGUUGCGGCCGAAAAUAUACUUUUAAUCCUCAGGUUCUGUGCUGUUACGGCAAACAACUCUGUACAAUACCAAGAGACGCUAAAUAUUAUUCCUACAAAAAUAGUCUAAAGGCUUAUGGUCUUGUUUCCAACAGAUACACGUUUUGUCAAAAAUGUUUCAAUGACAUUCCUGGUGAUACUGUGACGUUGGGUGAUGAUCCGACGCAACCACAAACGGCAAUAAAGAAGGAACAAUUUCAAGAGAUGAAAAACGAUCAUUUGGAAUUAGAACCUUUUGUUGUUUGUACUGAUUGUGGUAGAAAAGUUCACCAAAUUUGUGUUCUCCAUAUGGAAUCAAUUUGGCCAUUAGGAUUUACCUGUGAUAAUUGUCUCAAAAAGAAGGGACAAAAACGAAAAGAGAAUAAAUUUAAUGCUAAAAGAUUGCCAGUUACAAAGUUAGGAACUUAUAUUGAAACAAGAGUUAAUAAUUUCUUGAAGAAAAAAGAGGCUGGUGCGGGUGAAGUUGCAAUUCGUGUUGUUGCCUCUAGUGAUAAAGUUGUUGAAGUUAAACCUGGUAUGAGAAGUAGAUUUGUUGAAAAUGGUGAUAUGCCUGGUGAAUUUCCUUAUCGUGCAAAAGCAUUAUUUGCAUUCGAAGAAGUUGACGGUACGGAUGUUUGUUUCUUCGGUAUGCAUGUUCAAGAAUACGGAAGUGAAUGUACGCCACCCAACACCAGGCGAGUGUAUAUUGCGUAUUUGGACUCUGUACAUUUCUUCCGACCAAAACAAUUCAGGACUGCUGUUUAUCAUGAAAUUCUUCUCGGAUAUUUGGAUUAUGCUAAGCAACUAGGUUACACGAUGGCUCACAUUUGGGCAUGUCCACCAUCUGAAGGAGACGAUUACAUUUUCCACUGCCACCCUACGGAACAGAAAAUUCCAAAACCCAAGAGAUUACAGGAGUGGUAUAAAAAGAUGCUUGAUAAAGGAAUGGUUGAAAGAAUAGUACUUGAUUACAAGGAUAUUUUGAAACAAGCCAUGGAAGACAAAUUAUCUUCUGCUGCUGAUUUGCCCUACUUCGAAGGUGAUUUUUGGCCGAAUGUACUGGAGGAAAGCAUCAAGGAGCUCGAUCAAGAGGAAGAAGAAAAAAGAAAACAAGCUGAAGCUGCUGAGGCAGCGGCUGCUGCUGCUAAUGCUAUAUUCUCGAUGGCCGAUGACUCGGAGACGGGUCCAGAUGGCAAGAAAAAGGGUCAAAAGAAAGCAAAAAAAUCUAACAAAUCUAAAGCAAAUCAACGUAAAAAUAGCAAAAAAUCAAAUACGCCACAAACAGGCAACGAUCUUUCAGCAAAAAUAUUUGCUACUAUGGAAAAGCAUAAAGAAGUAUUUUUUGUAAUUAGACUACAUAGUGCCCAAAGUGCUGCAAGUUUAGCAUCUAUUCAAGAUCCUGAUCCCGUUAUUAAUUGUGAUCUUAUGGACGGACGAGAUGCAUUCCUUACAAUGGCAAGAGAAAGGCAUUACGAAUUUUCGUCUCUCAGACGAGCUAAGUUUAGUUCAAUGUCAAUGUUGUACGAGUUACACAAUCAAGGCCAAGACAAAUUUGUAUACACAUGUAACAACUGUAAGAGUCAUGUUGAAACAAGAUAUCAUUGCACAGUUUGUGAUGACUUUGAUCUUUGUAUAAGUUGUAAAGAAAAAGACGGUCAUCCUCAUCACAUGGAGAAACUUGGUCUGGAUCUGGAUGAUGGUUCAUCACCUGCAGACGCUAAACAAGCAAACCCUCAAGAAGCAAGAAAAUUGUCUAUUCAAAGGUGCAUACAAUCUUUGGUUCACGCUUGCCAGUGCAGAGACGCCAAUUGUCGGUUACCCAGCUGUCAAAAGAUGAAGAGGGUGGUUACGCAUACAAAAGUUUGUAAACGGAAGACAAAUGGUGGCUGUCCUAUUUGUAAACAACUUAUUGCAUUAUGUUGUUAUCAUGCAAAACAUUGCCAAGAGACAAAAUGUCUUGUGCCAUUCUGUUCAAAUAUAAAACAUAAAUUGAAACAACAACAAUUACAGCAGAGAUUACAACAGGCUCAAUUAUUAAGAAGACGUAUGGCUGUGAUGAACACAACGAGACCAACUGGUCCAGUAAGCGGUAUGCAAACUGGACAGCAAACGUCUAAUGCUGUAAUGGCUGCUGGUAUUGCCAUAAAACCUGGCGCUAGUCCAACGAAUUUACCAUCGCCCCAUCAACCGGGUAUUGGUCUUAAACCAGGUACACAAACACCACCAGCUCAUGUUCUUCAAGUUGUUAAACAAGUGCAAGAAGAAGCUGCAAGGCAGCAAACCCCACAUGUUAAUUAUGGUAAAGUUGCACCUGGGGUUGGUGUUGGUGUUAAUGUUGGUAAUCAAGGUGGUGUUAUGCCACCUCCUCAAAUGCAAAGGCCGAUGACAGUACAAAUGCAAAAUACCGGUGGUACUCAUCUUAUUUCAAUGGAUCAGUGGACACCGAGGUAUCAACCCAAUGCUGUAAUGCAACAAAAUCCAGGUCUCCGUCCACAAGCACCUCAGCAAAUAAUUCAACAGCAACAGCAUCAAAGUCAAUCAGCAAUGGGAAUCAGUGGUCAAAUGCCGCGACAAACUAAUGUUGUUGGUGGACUCGUUGGUCAAGUAGGUCCUCUAGGUCAAAGUAAUACACCACCAGGGCAAAAACAAGCAUUACAACAGCUUAUGCAAACAUUAAGAAGUCCAAGUACUCCAGAUCAGCAAAAUCAAAUAUUACAUAUACUUAAAAGUAAUCCACCUUUAAUGGCAGCAUUUAUAAAACAACGACAAGCCCAAGCUGGUCAGCAUGCUGGUGGUGCUGGUGGUGGAGCCAGUGGUGGUGUUGGUUUAUUAGGUCCUGCGCAACCUCAGCAACAACAACAACAGCAGCAGCAACAACAACAGCAACAGCAACCUGGUUUGUCGCAUAUGUUACCACAACAACAGCAGCAACAACUCCAACCACAGCAUACUCAGCAGCAGCAACCACAGCAACAAAAUAGAAUGCAAAUGCAGAUGUUAAAUCAACAGCAACCAGGACAGGUCACCAAUGUCCAACAUCAGCAAUGGUACAAGCAUCAAGUUUUAACGAUGCAAAGGCAUUCGCAACAGCAGCAACAACAGCAGCAGCAACAGCAACAACAACAACAACAGCAGCAGCAGCAGCAACCUCAACAACCAUUUACCCAACCACCGGCACCACCUUACGGUCAACAAAGACCAAUGAGGCCGCUUUUAGGUUACGGUGGUUUCAAUGAACAAGCGUACGGGCAACCUGGUCUUAAGCCAACUCCAUCAACUGUACCUGGGUCGCAAGGUGUUAUGGGACCACCCGGAAUUUCAGUACAGCAGCAAUUAAUGCAGUCUGUAAGAUCACCACCGCCAAUUCGUUCACCUCAGCCCAAUCCGUCGCCGAGACCUGUACCUUCACCUCGUAAUCAACCAGUACCUUCUCCCAGAGCGGGACCUGUACCUUCGCCACUUCAUCAUCCACCCCAUGGUACGCCAACUCAUUCCCCUGCGCACGAAUUAGGAGGACCCAGUGAAAUGAUGCUUCAUGCUGGUGGUGGUGAAACUGGUGAAGUAACGCCGAUGACACCGCAAGAUCAAUUAUCAAAGUUUGUUGAAGGAUUGUAGUGACUAUUAUCAAUAACACCAGUUAUAAAUAGUGAACAUGAACAAAAAAAAUGUCAGUAUGAUACUGGUAAACCCCGUGUUUUGUGACACCCAAUUUAAAGGGGAUGAUCUUUGUGAGAUUUAAUGCGAUAUUGCACAUGCAAUUUCGUUUUUUAUAUCCCGCGGUCUUUCCCCCGACUGUAGAUUUGUAUACUAAUUAUUACUUAUAAUUAUUAUUAAUAUUUUAAUUACUUUAAAUAUUAUUAUUAUUAUUAAUUACAGUAAUAGUAUCGGCAGCAGUAGUAAUAAUUGUUGUAGGAAUAGUGAUAAUAAUAUAAAGUAGUUGUAAUAGUAUCAUUGAACAAUCAUGAAAAUGUGCACAUGAGAUUAAUUUUGGGUUAAACCAAAACAGAAUUAUAAAUUUUAUAAAAAAAUUAGAGUAUUUAAUUAUUAUUAUUAUUAUUAUUAUUAUUAUUAUCAUAACAAUAAUGACUCAUAUUUAGUUUGAAUUUGACAUAUGCGCGUGCCAAUCUCAAUAAGAUUAUAACUGUGCAAAAUAAAACUAUAAAUAUUAAGACUAUUAAAUCUUAAUUUAAGAUAAAAAAAACAAUAACAGCAACAACUCGUUAAAUAAAUCAUUGAUAAAUUGUUGAUACAAUUAUGUGUGACAUAAAUUCCAAGGAAUAAGUAUUUAAAAAAAAUUAAAUUAAUGAAAAAUAAUAAUAAUGGACUAUUGCUAAAGCAUCUACAUCUUUAGUGUUAAAUUAAUGAGUGUCAAUGUAGCAGACAUCAAAUUUAAAAUUAUAAAUAAAGAGAGUAAAUAAUUUAAAAA
Molecule: messenger RNA, 10246 nt
Organism: Microplitis mediator
Lineage: Eukaryota; Metazoa; Arthropoda; Insecta; Hymenoptera; Braconidae
Product: CREB-binding protein
Exons: 16
Coding region: 1321-9435 (2704 amino acids)
Biological process (GO): positive regulation of transcription by RNA polymerase II
Cellular component (GO): histone acetyltransferase complex; transcription regulator complex
Molecular function (GO): protein binding; zinc ion binding; chromatin DNA binding
Source: RefSeq, a predicted model, not a curated record